AUGCGUAAAUCGUUUCGUUUAAGAAAAGCCAAAUCCAAAGCCGAUAAACUCGAUGCUACUGGUGAUACAGAUAUCAAAGACAUCACCGGAUCGACUUUAUCACUACCUGCAGACUCUCCAAAAAAGAAAAAGUGGUAUUCUUCGAUAGGUAAAUCCAAAUCCAAGAAGAAAUUAGAAUCACCAAACUCCGAAUUACCAACUAACCAUGAAACUAACCAUGAAACUAAUGGAUUCGCUGAUGAUUACCAUGACCUCAAUCACGAUGUCCACACUGAAAUAUACCAAAAUGAACCGCGAGCUGGUGGCAGUAAUGCUGCGACUAACAACGGAAACACAAGUCCUACCAAAAAAACAAAGUCUAAAUUUACAUUCAAUUCUAACAAUCAUCAUGCUAGCAAUGGCCAAGAGAAAGAAAGUAAUGUUCGACCACGAAUUGAUAGUACUAGUGCACCAUUAGCCGGUGAAGACACCGAAAUUGGCAAUAGUCAAAAUGCUUCCCCGUCUCCAGUACACCGUAAUGGAACACCUGGGGCUGAAGCACCAACAAAUUCAUUUUUCAGCUUUUUAAGCGGAAGUCCAACGACUAAAGAACCCAAGCAAAAUCAUGAUGGAAGCGACGAUAAGGAAUAUCGUAUUGGACAUUUAAAAAUGCCUGAAUUUUUCUUUGAACCGCUAACAUUUUGA
This is a messenger RNA of Trichoplax adhaerens, 684 nucleotides long. RefSeq lists its product as uncharacterized. Lineage: Eukaryota; Metazoa; Placozoa; Uniplacotomia; Trichoplacea; Trichoplacidae. Bases 1 to 684 code for a protein of 227 amino acids. The record is from RefSeq and is a predicted model, not a curated record. The transcript is spliced from 3 exons.